This is a messenger RNA of Puntigrus tetrazona (Sumatra barb), 3339 nucleotides long. It is a transcript of the gene e2f4, whose product is annotated as E2F transcription factor 4. The record is from RefSeq and is a predicted model, not a curated record. Gene Ontology annotation, molecular function: DNA-binding transcription factor activity, RNA polymerase II-specific; RNA polymerase II cis-regulatory region sequence-specific DNA binding; protein dimerization activity. Bases 335 to 1531 code for a protein of 398 amino acids. Gene Ontology annotation, biological process: regulation of transcription by RNA polymerase II. The transcript is spliced from 10 exons. Gene Ontology annotation, cellular component: RNA polymerase II transcription regulator complex. NCBI's taxonomy places the organism in Eukaryota, Metazoa, Chordata, Actinopteri, Cypriniformes, Cyprinidae.
UCAUCCCAUGAUGCACCGCGCCUUCAACGGCUUCAGUCAUUCAAGCGGCUCAGCUCUGGUGUUCAGGAGAGUGUCUGUUCUGUUAGGCCAUCUGGGUUCGGGUAACCUGUGUCCUGAACCGGACCGGUCCCUGAACGGGGGUCUUUACUGUCUCGUUUCGAGCCGAACUUCCCCGUCCAUGCUUCAGGAAUCGCCGGCCGUUGACGGGAAGCGAGCGUUUGGGCGGCAGAAGCGGUGCUGUCAGCGACAUUACAGCCGAAAGCGUUAAAUACACAGACGCAGACCGACCGGAAAGAGAACGGUGGGAAUUCAGGCACACUUUACAAGCAACUUGAUGGAUUUAGAGACCGGAAGAAGCGAACUGGGAGCAAUGGGAGAGUCGCUGCAGCCGCAGACCCCCAGUCGCCACGAGAAAAGUCUAGGACUGCUCACGACUAAAUUUGUGACUCUGCUGCAGGAAGCGAAGGACGGAGUGCUGGAUCUCAAAGCUGCUGCAGAUACUUUGGCUGUAAGGCAGAAACGGCGCAUCUAUGACAUUACCAAUGUUUUGGAAGGCAUCGGACUCAUCGAGAAGAAAUCCAAGAACAGCAUCCAGUGGAAGGGUGUUGGUCCGGGUUGCAACACGCGUGAAAUUGCAGACAAGCUGAUAGACCUCAAGUUGGAAUUGGAGGAUCUUGACAGAAGGGAACAUGAACUUGACCAGCAGAGAGUUUGGGUUCAGCAGAGCAUCAAGAACGUGACGGACGACUCACUUAAUAGCCCUCUGGCAUAUGUAACGCAUCAAGACCUCUGCAAUUGCUUCAAAGGUGACACUCUUCUAGCAAUCAAAGCUCCUUCAGGAACACAGCUGGAGGUUCCUGUGCCUGAAUCUCAUGGCAAUGGUCAAAAGAAGUACCAGAUUCACUUGAAGAGCUCUGCGGGCCCCAUUGAGGUUCUGCUGGUGAAUAAGGACCCCUCUAGUUCUUCUCCGGUGGUGCUGCCUGUUCCUCCUCCUGACGACAUGCUUCAGAGCCUUUCCACCUCAGCUUCAACUACCUCUGCUGCUCCAACCAAACCAGCAGUCAACAGUACACCAUCCUCCACCUCCACCUGCCAGAGUCCCAGCAGCACCACCGCUACCGUCACCACAGUCCCUCCCAACACAACCACUGCCUCCGCUCCUGGGGCUGCUACAGACAUGUCAAGCACCUCCACUUCAGAUACAACAGCCAAUCUGACAUCAACAGACAAGCAGCAGCUUCAGUCAUCUGCAUCAUUGGACAGCAGCUCCUCACUUCCUGAUUCCUCAACCCUUUUUGAAUCAGUGAAAACAGAUCCUUCAGAUCUGUUGGAUCUCCCCAAAGAACUUUCAGAAAUGUUUGACCCUAAAGAAAUUAUGAGUACAGAUUUGCUUGAGGAACUGAUGUCAUCAGAAGUUUUCUCUCCGCUCCUCCGUCUAUCCCCUCCUCCAGGUGACCAUGACUACAUCUAUAACCUGGAUGAGACGGAGGGCCUCUGCGACCUCUUUGACGUUCCCAUUGCCAACCUUUGACCUCCAAACGCACCGCACAAUGAGUAGUGUACUUAAAAGAACUUUCUUUUUUAAUGCACCCUUUUGAAAGGAGGGGAAAAAAAGAAAGUGUGGCUCUGUGUCAGAUCCAUAUGUAUGAUAAGCUGAUUCUGUGUGUAUAUAAAGCUUUUUUUUUUCUUUUUCUUUUUUUUUUUUUAAAUGUGUAUAUUUACUCCAACCCCAAAGCGGCUUACUGAAAAUGAACUUUCCCUGCUAAAUUCAACUACUCCGAUCUGAUCACGACAUCAGACAUCCACAUAAACCAUUUUUUUGACUCAAAAAACCAUUAGACUCAAAUAGUUUUUAUACUACUUUUAUAUAGACAUCGAGGGAAUUUCAUAACUAAAUUCACCAGCAGAUGUUAAUGGUUCAGUGAAAAUACCAGCUAGAUGUUCCCUUUUUAAAUGGUCUUCCUCUUCUGAAGUAGCACCUUUUUUUUCCCCUCUCGUUCAGUAUAUUUACUGAUUUACUUUAUGACUUAUCUGGACAGAUUGUUAAUGAAACAGUGUAUUACUUGUGUGAUUUAUGCUUUUGAAGAAAGCAUGUCUCUAAUGCAUAUGCAUUUUAAAGCUAUUCUGCCAUUAGGAAGAAGUUUGUUCUCCUCUUGCAGCUCUCGGAAACACCCUGCGGGAGCAAGUUAGACUAAUAACAAAGUGGGGAAGAUUGCAUUGCAGAAUAGCGUGUAUUGUGUGGAAUUGAUACCGUUUGGUGCUACAUAGCGAUAUCUAUUUAUCAUAGCGUCUAUUCUCAGAAAAAGCGAAGGAUCAUACUUUGAAUGUUGGAUGGACCAUUUCUGCUUUGUCUGUUUCAGGUGCGUCACGUUAAUAUUAUUUGUCUCAUUCACAAAAUGAUGAAAGCUCAUUUUCAUCACAGAAUGAAAAAAAUAAUGGCAACUUUUUAAUAAUUUUUUUUUUUAUUAGCAAUUCGGAAAAUGCAAUUGCAUAAGAAAAUCUGAACUGAGAGGAAACAGUGGCGAUUGUCUUUUUUAUUUGGUUCGAAAACUAGAAUUCUCUCUAAGAAUUGCAAGAAAGUUUGAUAAAAGUUUCAAUCCUAGCAUUUUAAACUAGCUUUCACAUAGAAUGGCUAGCCUGCAGUGUUUGAAUAUGAAUUUAACCUCGUUUAAUGGAGUAACUGCUGUGGAAAGGUCACAUAUAAGGUUGUGUACAAAUUGUUAAAAUAGAUGCCAAUUGCUAUUUUUGUAUUUUAAAACAUUGUCCCUCGCUAUGAUUUGAGUCCGUAAAGUACAUCUGUCCUUAUCCCAUUUAUAUAUGUAUAGAUGUCUGUAUAUGAGAAACUGUCUAAAGAAGGAUGUGUGUUUCAGGGGGCAGGGGAAGUAAAGGAAAAGAGUAUCAAUGUGGUAUGUACUGAGUGCUGUCCAAACAGAAUGUCAUUAUACGUGGGCUCCUGACUGAGUCCAUGAUGGUUGGCCCCACUAAAAUAGUUUGUUUUCCUAAUGUUCCUAUCAGCUAAAUGAUAUUUUUAUGCUUGUACACAGUAAGCAUUUGCCAUUUAUUUUUGUACUCGAUAGAUCUCCCAACAGCUCUGGUUUUCAUUAGAUAAAUAGCAGUCUCUUCUGUCUAGCUUAUCUCCACAUUGCACUUUAAAACAGUUUAACACGCAGGUAACUUCCAGCCCUAUGCAUUGAUUGGGUUGGCCAAGUCAGUUUUACAGUAUCCAGGGAAUUCAAGCAGUUUUCAAAUCUUCACUGUGUCAUUGCAAAGUACCAGAAUUGUUGUUCUUUACUGGAAUUGUCAACCCCCGUGAAAUAAAGAAUGUUUUUGUAUUUGUGA